Messenger RNA from Plasmodium inui San Antonio 1, 1020 nucleotides. RefSeq lists its product as hypothetical. Gene Ontology annotation, molecular function: histone H2A acetyltransferase activity; protein N-terminal-serine acetyltransferase activity; histone H4 acetyltransferase activity. Gene Ontology annotation, cellular component: nucleus. Lineage: Eukaryota; Apicomplexa; Aconoidasida; Haemosporida; Plasmodiidae. The coding region runs from base 1 to 1020 and encodes 339 amino acids. The record is from RefSeq and is a predicted model, not a curated record. The transcript has a single exon.
AUGAACAACGAAAGCGAAAAGAAAGCUUCCCAGUCGGACGUGGUCGUAACCACAGGGGGGAAGUCGUCCAAAAUUAGGAACAUCAGGAAGAGCAUAGACAAGAAGGGGGGUCCCGAGAGGAAGAAGAAGGAGAAUGUAAAGUACAAUAAUGGUGAUCUAAUCAGAGUAGUAAAAACUUGCAAACAUAAUGACAGCAUCUUCGAUUUUAUCGAUGGUAGUUAUAGAAGGUAUUUUUUGGUGAAGCGGGGGAAUGGGGUGGCUCCACACACACAAGUGGGGCAUGAUCCGCCAAAUGAGCAAGGCGCGCAAAGUACGCACCCCCCGUUUAUCUUCUUCGAGUCGCUUAACGCCUUCGAACUGAAGAAGCAUCCAGCGGGGGAAGCAAUAUUCACAACACUGUUUCAUAUGACCAAAGGGAACAUGGAGCGCCUAUACAAUGAGAGCAACUUCUUAAGUCGUGGCUGGUCGGAUGAGAAGAAAUGGAAGGAGCUACGGAGCGACAAGUGCAAACUGAUACUGGGGUUUGUAAAGAAAGCUGAGUCCAGUGAAGAAGGUAUCACAUCGGAUGAGCAAAACGUCAGUGAGUCACUCCUCACGGGGAGCGAACCUAAUUUGUCAUUUCUUCAAAGGAUACACACCAAAGGGAAGAAUGAGAGUACGAAGGAGGUGGAUGAUUACCUGAACAAACACUCUCUGGUCUCCUUCGUCCACUACAGACUGACGGCAGAUUACUCCCCCAAUGCACACACAACUGUAUGCUACCUUUACGAAAUUCAGAUCGUGCCAGAGUUUACCAAAAUGGGGAUCGGAAAGCACCUCAUCGGUAUGUUGGAGGCUCUGUGCAGAAGAAUCAAUGUGCGCAAAAUUCUAUGCACCGUGCUAAAGAGCAACAUCAAUGCCGUUUCGUUUUAUAAAAAUAAGUGUUCCUUCCAGAUGGACGAAAGCUCGCCGGAUAACUUCGCGUCGGAGGACUCGGAGGAAUGCGAAUACGAAAUAUUGAAGCGAGUCGUCUGCAGCUAG